AUGUUGCUAGUAGUAGUUCUCGCAAUUUUCGUCACAUUUUCGAAUGUGUUUCAAAUUUCUAGCGAAUGCGAACAAAUUGGAGUUUAUGUUUGUGGAGUGGUGAGUUGUUUUGGCGCGAAAAAUUUAAAAUUCAAAAAUUUUUCUUCUCCCAGAAAUUCUACAACAUUGGCUGGGCCCUGAACAUUGAUGUUUAUUCGCGCGACAAAAUCGCUGAAAUCUGCGAGUUGAACGCGAUUUGCGGCGCGACAAUGCGUGAAUGUUUCGGUGGGAAAUAUCAACAAAACUUGGAGAAAAUCAAUGAGGGAUGCCAGAUUUUUGCACCAUUUUUAGCUCCAAAUUUCGCAAAUUGCACGAAUUUCCUGUUGGCAAAUACAAAAUUUUAUGAUUCGGCAGAGAAAAUUGAGAUUAUUGAUUGUUUUCAGCGGGAUUUUGGGCGCUUUUGUGGGUCCGAAGAUAUUUUUGGGCAACUUUAUGAAAAUAUAACUUAUUUUGCGGAGAAAUUUUGGUAAUAAAUUAAAUUAUUUUUUAAAUCAUUGCUCAUGUUUCAACGUUUUUCAAAAAAAAAACAAAAAAAGUGUUUAGAAAAAAAUAAAAAUUCAGAGAUCCUGAACGACACUCCGCUUGCCCGCUGUUUAGCGCAACACGAGAAUAUUUUCAUUUUUCGUUUUUUUUCGCUGGGUUUUCAGGUUUCCGGGAAAAAUCAGUGGAUUUAAGUGAAAAAUUGAAUUUUUAGAUGUUCUACAAGGCUGGAAUUAUCGAUUUCAACGGAAAAUUCGAGGAUUAUCGAAGAAAGGUGGGUUUUUUCUAGAGAAACACUGUUUUGAUUGAAAUUUUUGUGUUUUCAGGGUCAAUUUUUUCGAAAUUUCGAUGA
This is a messenger RNA of Caenorhabditis angaria, 871 nucleotides long. Lineage: Eukaryota; Metazoa; Nematoda; Chromadorea; Rhabditida; Rhabditidae. The record is from the annotation of a GenBank genome assembly.